AUGGCUGUAACGUGUCUCCUUGUCAUUGGAUUAUCAUCAUUGAUAUAUGCCGGAGAUACGGAAGAAAAUUCUGAUAUUACGAAAUUAGAAGUAGUAGAAUUGAGCGAAGCGGAAACCGAUAGCGAUACAAAGGAAUCAGAUGUUCAAAUAAAAAGAGAUUCUGGAUAUUCGUAUAAUAGACCCAAUACAAGAUCUAGAUUUCAGUCUGGUCAAUCGGGAUAUCGAGGUAGAAUCCUUACGAGAAUUCCAAGUCAAAUAAAUAGGCCAUUUAACAAAUAUGGUCCACCGAAUCAUCAGAAUUUGGGAUUGUCCAAACCCAAUUUACAUGGCCAACAACAUCGUGAUAAAUUUCAAUCUUCUCAAAAUCGUCAUCCGAAUAAUCAACAUUCCAAUAAUUUUCCAAAUCAUGGCAAUCAUUUAUGGGAUCAAGGUAUACCAAGUCCUAUAAGAAAUCUUGAUUUUGCCGAAAUUAGUCCUAUAGCCAGUCAAAACAACGAACCAUUUGGUUCAAAUACAGCUAAUUAUUUGCCACCUAGAAAUCAAAAAUUGCCAGCUUAUUCGCCAGCUGAUAACUUUUCUCCGCAAAAUACAGUAUCAACAUCGCAAAGUCAUGUCGAAGGUCACAAUUCUAAUUUACAAAAUCAAGAUAUCGUUCAAUCGCAAGGAGGUCAGAUAUCCGAUGCUGCUCUAUUUUUAACACAAAAUGCACAAGCCUUACAACAAUUGUAUGGUGCUCCAGCGACCAAUCAAGAUUUCGCCCCAAAUACGAACGAUUUCGUCGAUCAAAAUAAUCAGAUUCAAAAUCCAAAUGGUCAAUUUCAACAUUUCGAGAAUAUCUCACCAAAUCCUCAAAUCUUUCGAGGACCAUUACCUGCUUACGCUUCGGGAACAUUGAAUCCUCAAGAGACACUUGAGCACAUACAAUCAUUAGAAAAAGAUAGAUUGAUCGCGCAGCUGCAACAAGCUUUAGCUCAAUCCCAAGUUCAAUCUCCUAAUACUGAAGGUAGAUACGCUCAAAGUCAUGGCAAUUAUCCUCAGAAUCAGGAUCUCUUGGCUUCUGUUGGUACGGAAUUUCCACCGUUAGGAACAACUACCGGUCCAAUCAAAUUUCCUUUAGGUUAUGGUUUGACAACAACGACGACUCAAUCACCGGGCACCAGCACGACAACGACAAUCGCAACUUCAACCGGACGUCCUAUCCAGGCUAACAAAGGCGAUGGUACAACGCAGAUUGGUGUAAACGUGCCUGUUCCUGCUCAACCUGGAACUGCGGUCGUAAAUCCCAUAGGAUUCCCAUUGUACGGCGGGUUCGUACCAACCUUCGUAGCAAAUGUCCCUAGCUAUGGAGUUUAUGCUCCAGGCACAGUGACACCGAUACAAUCGUCAGGAUCAUCGUCUACUCACUUUGGAAUACCUAUUCCAACAGAUCAAGGAAAUAAAGGAAUUCAACCUCAGACACCUCAGCUACCUCCAAAGAUACCACCACCGUCAACUAAUCAACCUGGAGUUGUCAGUUCAACGCCCGUUCAACAACCUGCACAUCCAAUUUCUCCUUUGCAUCCUGUUGCUACACCCAUUCAUCCUGUUCUUCCAGCAACUCCAACACACAUUCAACCAUCGAUAGGUACUACACCAAAUCAACAUCCCACUUAUGGCCUACAAACGCCUCUUAUCAAUCCUUUGAUAUAUAAACCGAUAAAGUCUGUCUAUCCUGUCUAUUAUUAUUCAAAUGUAGCUUAUCAAUUACAAAAACCAACAUUGCCAACCUAUCCUUGGAGUUAUGCACCCUCAUACGUUUCUACAAAACCUGCUCAAAUAUGGAAAUGAAAUGGUGCUAUAUAUCUUGAACGAUACGCGACUCGUUCUCCCACGUUGUCGUGACUUGUUCACUCUCACGAAUACGAAAGAAAGGAAGAAAGGAAGAAUGAAUGAAUGAAAGAAAAAAAAAAAA
Molecule: messenger RNA, 1951 nt
Organism: Vespa mandarinia (Asian giant hornet)
Lineage: Eukaryota; Metazoa; Arthropoda; Insecta; Hymenoptera; Vespidae
Source: RefSeq, a predicted model, not a curated record